AUGCAUGUAGAAGACAGAAGUGCUCCUCUUCAUUACUUAAACCAGCUCUUUUGUCUCUUAGGAAUCACAACUGUGCUAACAAUGACCACCUUGAGUACCAUCUCCCGCAAGCACCUUCCCCGUGUUUCCUACAUCACAGCCAUGGAUCUCUUUGUCUCUGUGUGCUUCAUCUUCGUCUUUGCAGCUCUUAUGGAGUACGCUACACUCAACUACCUGGUGGGAAACAAGAAACCACUUGAGCACAACAACAGGAAAGCCAGGCUGCCACCAGCUGGUGCACAGGUGAUGCCAUCCUUUACCACUAUCAACAUCAACAAUAUCAUGCACUGGCCCCCAGAGAUGGAAGAGGAUGAGGAUGAAGAUCCUGGCUCCCCAUGCCUGGAAGGAAAGGAAUGUGAGAGAUUCUUCUGCUGCAUUGAGGACUGUCAGACAGGAAUGUGGCGGGAGGGGAGGGUCCGCAUUCACAUCUCCCGCCUGGACUCCUACUCUCGUGUCUUCUUCCCCACCGCCUUCCUGCUCUUCAACAUUGUCUACUGGAUUGCCUAUCUCUAUCUCUAGCUGUUCUUUGUCCUCAGCUGGAAUGGACUGGAGACCAGCAAGAUGGGCUUCUCAAGGAGCAUAGAGAACAGCAUCUUUUUCUGUUCUAGUCGACUGUUGGUCUGAACAAUCCAACUUGGUGAUUCCCUCUUCCUGCUCUCUCAUCUCUUCUAAGAAGAACCAGACAGCUUUUUUUUAGCCUUCUAACAUAUCUUUUUAGAGAAUCUACCCUUCCCAAACAACUCCCUCUCCACCACCACCAGCACUUUACUC
Molecule: messenger RNA, 810 nt
Organism: Phaethon lepturus (White-tailed tropicbird)
Lineage: Eukaryota; Metazoa; Chordata; Aves; Phaethontiformes; Phaethontidae
Product: gamma-aminobutyric acid receptor subunit gamma-4-like
Exons: 2
Coding region: 1-558 (185 amino acids)
Biological process (GO): gamma-aminobutyric acid signaling pathway; chloride transport; monoatomic ion transmembrane transport
Cellular component (GO): membrane
Molecular function (GO): GABA-A receptor activity; monoatomic ion channel activity
Source: RefSeq, a predicted model, not a curated record